AAAGACGGAAUGAAAGGAAGAUAUUUGAACAAAAAAGAAAAGAAAAGGAAAGGGGAGACAGGAGAUGAUAGUGUUGGGGAAGAGUGUCGGUGAUGUAAAAACUUAGAAUGAAUUCUUAAUAAUUAGAAAGAGAGGAAGUUGGUAUGGCAUUGUAGAUUGAGUUCUUUAUCUUCUCUUCUCAUCUUCUCUUUUGCAUGUCUUGAAAGUUGAAAGUUGGAAGUUGAAGAUUCCAUUUUUGGAGAUGGGAGUGGAUUUGAGACAAGUGGUGGCAGGUGUCCUCACUCUCACAAUGUUCGUCAUGCUUGCAAAUAUGAUCAAAAGAGACCACUUCGAUUCCCUCCAAGAAAAACUUCCUGGAGUAUCGGGGGAUGCCAACUUUGAGAAUGCAAAGUUUGAAGGUAACGUAAGAAAGAAUAUAGGGCUUUGGAAGGGAGAUGUGGAUGGCCUAAAACCGUGUUGGGCUAAGCCCUCUGUAGAUGAUGCGGAGCAGACUGAAGGGUUUGUUAAUUUUGCGUUAACCAAUGGCCCGGAAUACCAUAUUUCUCAGAUAGCAGAUGCAGUGAUUGUUGCUAGAAGUCUGGGGGCAACACUUGUGAUACCUGACAUAAGAGGAAGCCAACCUGGUGACAAGAGGAACUUUGAGGAUAUUUAUGAUGUGGAUGUGUUCCUGAAAAGCAUGGAAGGGGUGGUCAGAGUGGUAAAGGAGCUACCUUCUCAUAUAUCAACACGGAAUAUUGCUGCUGUGAAAGUCCCUAAUCGAGUUACAGAAGACUACAUAGCUGAGCAUGUUGAGCCAAUAUAUAGAACGAAAGGAAGUAUUAGGCUUGCAACUUAUUUCCCUUCAAUAAAUAUGAGAAAGGCUGGGAAAAAAGGUGACACCGAUUCUGUUGCAUGCUUAGCAAUGUUUGGAAGUUUAGAGUUGCAGCCAGAUAUGCAUGAACUGGUUGACUCAAUGAUUGAAAGACUACGAACUUUAAGCCGAAAUUCAGAUGGGAAAUUCAUAGCUGUGGACUUGAGGGUUGAGAUGCUGGAUAAGAAGGGCUGCCAAGGUAGUGAUAAUAAUGACGGAGAGAAAACCUGCUACAACGCACACGAGAUUGCAGUAUUUUUGAGGAAGAUUGGUUUUGACAAGGAUACCACAGUUUAUGUGACUGAAUCAAGGUGGGAUAGCAGCCUUGAUUCUCUGAAGGAUUUGUUCCCUAAAACUUAUACAAAGGAAGCCAUCAUGCCGGCAGAUAAAAAGGAAAAGUUCCUAGAUUCUGAAUAUGAGAAAGUGAUUGACUUUUACGUAAGUGCAGAGAGUGAUGUAUUCGUACCAGCAAUUUCAGGUCUGUUCUAUGCGAAUGUAGUCGGAAAGAGAAUUGGUUCUGGAAGAACACAGAUACUGGUUCCGGCCUCAUAUGCUUCAUCCUCCAAUUUCCUUUCUCCUUACGUCUCCAACAAAAACCACUUUGCUUAUUCUUGUUACUGUUAGUUUUGCUUUGCUGUCCGCCUUGUUCCCCAACUUUCCAUCUUCAUUUCAUUUAUUUUUUAUGCUCACCUCUUAGACAAAAUCCGAGUUUCCAAAACUCAUGGCUUUUUGAGUUUUUAAUUUAUCUUUUUCUCUUCCAGCGUUCACCGAAAGGGUUGAGUUAUUGAAUUCGCUGUCAAAUAUGUACAGAGCGCUAUCUAUUCAUCACAUUUUGUUUGUAAACUUAUGGUUACCUCAGUUAUUUAUCAUAAUUGGUGGUGGUGAAACAAUAGAUAAUGUAUUCGUUUGAUAUGUUCAUGCUCCAUGGUGUAAUGUAAGUACUUGUAUUGUUCAAAAGAAAAAAAAAAUAUUCCUGAUACUAUUUUUAUUCUUGGGAUUAGGAAAAUUGUUGUAUUUAUAUUUUCUAAUUUUGUAAUGUAAUUACAUGACUUAAUUAUUUUUGUUGUUUCAAUAUAUC
Molecule: messenger RNA, 1928 nt
Organism: Abrus precatorius (Indian licorice)
Lineage: Eukaryota; Viridiplantae; Streptophyta; Magnoliopsida; Fabales; Fabaceae
Product: protein MANNAN SYNTHESIS-RELATED 1-like
Exons: 6
Coding region: 242-1474 (410 amino acids)
Source: RefSeq, a predicted model, not a curated record